AUGGAUCUGCGGGAUGAGACGAAUGUACUGAUCAAUUCCUCACGGAUCGAUCUUCGACGUGACUCGAUAGAUCCAAUAAAUCGACAGAAUUUUAAAGUCUACAAGAAGAGGUGGUAUAUACUUUUCAUGUUUUUUCUAUGUUCUGCGUUGAAUGGUGCAAAAUGGAACACUUGGAGCCCGAUUCAGGGAACCUCACAAGUUGUCUUUGGCUGGAGCGAUGCGACCAUCACUUUACUUGUUGCGUGGGGUCCGAUUGUUUUCAUCGUUAUGUUUUUACCACUGUCAUGGCUAAUGGAUGCGAAAGGUAGAAAACACUUAUGUUUCAUUAUGUUGUAUGCUUCAAUUUAUAAUUAUCACUCUCUUAACGGACACCUCAAUAAGACUUACAUCUCUUUGAGAAGGACUCCACGAGUUAAUCCCAGCUGUUAACGAUCGAGUUAUUGUACUCUUAACUAAACUCUCCUUUCAAAAAAGAUAAGCAUCUCUCCGGGUAGACGGGCAAUGGACACUUUCGAAUCAUCAACACCCACUUGAAAAGUCCUUUUCUUAUAGAGGGAAACUUCUCAAUAGUAAAUUGGUGAUGCUGAAAUUGACAAAAAAUGGUUAUUUCAUCGGGGGGCAAAUUUAGAUUACAUAACAAAGUAAUGCAACUCCUUGUCUUAAAUUAGAUGUUGGCAGCUCGUAUCUUAUGAGGAGGUUCGUAAACAUAAUUCUGCUCCUCUUCAUAAAUUUUGUAAUUUUGUUCAGGCUUUCAGUUUAGUUAUGCCAAGGCAUAAGACUUCAGCAGUCUUAAAACUGAUAUUUUGGCAUAUAGGUAUAGCUUUAUCAAAGAACUACGUGGUGUCACGUUGAAUCGAUUGUACACAAGGUGUUUCUAGAUGGACAUUAGGGUUUGGUAUCUGGGUGUUCAUGCUGGAGAGAGUUGACCGUUUACAUCAUUUGAUGGUGCUAUUGUGCAUAAUUUAUGCUAGGUUGCUUAGAUAUAAUCGGCUAAAUCAGAUUGCGUGAUAAAUCACAUGAGUGACUUAUGACUAGUCAUGGACGUGUAACAUAUCUGUAAAUAGGUUAAGAAACAUGGUUAUAAAAAGAUUUGCCAUCUUUGAAAGCCUGUACAUGCAGGACACUUUAAUCACUUAUGCUAAUCCUAGAUGUAUGCAAGGAGCAUGCAGCCUUGAUUAUGGUAGAGUCUCUGUGGCUCAUUGGUAGAGGAUAGGAGCACAGAAUCCAUGGGCUGAGGUUGGAUUCCUCACUCAGAUUUUUUUCUCCAUCCCACACUCAUCAUAGACAAAAAAACAUCUUUGCCUAUGUAACAACAGUUCAAACUAUUUUUUUUCUCCAUUUCUCAAUUGUGUAUUUGGUUUAGAGUAAAAGUUUAAAGUCUUCAUGUUGAAAUAAUAUAUCAACCAAGCAUAUAUCAACUAUUAUUAUUAUCCACGACCUUCAGGUGUAAGAGCAUCAACACUCCUCUUGGGAGUUGUUAAUGUCAUAGGAGCAGUAUGUCAGGCUAUUCCGUUGGAUAACCUGCAAAUUCAGACCUGGUUAACUCACACUGGGGUUGCCUUCAACAGCAUUGGAGGACCAAUUGCUAUGGCAUCAGGUCCAAUAAUAUCUGCUGCCUGGUUUCCUCCACACCAGCGCACAACGUCAACUGCAUUAGCAUCACUAGCUCCAUAUAUUGGUUCUGGGCUUUCCUUUAUCAUUGGGCCCCUGUUAGUUCCAGAUGUAGGAAAUCAAAGCAGCUCAAUUGGUAAAAGCAUUGACUAUAUCAAAUUGCGAAACAACAUGACUCAUGAACAGAUAAUGUAUCUCAAGGGGAAAAUUAUGCAACUAAUGUACAUUGAAUUGGGGGCAGCAGCAUUGACUUUGCUUCUAGUUGUGGUGUAUUUUCCAAGCAAACCUAAACUGCCACCCAGUUUAACAGCAGCAGUCAAUCGUUUGGAUUUUAAAGAUGGUUUCAGACGACUCAUGAAAAAUAAACAGUUUUGGCUUUUGCUGUUUAUAAAUGGGGCAACUAUAGGUGUUUAUGUAGGCUGGGUGUCUAUAUUAGACUUAAAUCUGUCACAGUUUGGUAUUGGAGAAAAAUCUGCUGGUUGGCUGGGAUUUGGUGCUUCAAUGGCUGGAAUAGUGUCAGGAAUUUCUCUAUCCAUGUAAGCAUCCAUGUUAUUUACAACAUCUAAAUAUUCACUUUACUUUUUCUCUUUUAUUUCAAAUUUAGUAUGAUAGAAAUAAAAAUAAUAAUGGUAAUAAUAGCUAGUUAUAUCAUUAUACCACACCGGUUAAGAGUGCUCUUUAACAUGCAAUGAUUGCCUGGUUCAGAACUGAAUAGCAAGUACUAUUCACCUGUCAAGAGUUUGAUUUCUGACCAUUUUUUGAUAUUUCAAGAGAAAUCAGUAAACUAACUUUUUUUGUAUCUGUGUGGUAUUUGCUAAAACAAAUACUCACCUCAGUGUCAGUGUAAGUGGUCAGUGGGUAGUUACCUCACUGCUUCAUGGCUCGGUAAAUAUCUAACACUAUUCACUCCCCACUUUGGCAAAUAAUUGUUAAUUAUAGUAGUUGUAAAAGUAACAUUUUAAAAUGAAGGUUUGAUUUUUGCUAGCCCGAGCUGAAUAUGUAGCAUAUCCAUUUGUGAUACCAUGUUUUAAAAAUUUUUUUUUAUAGGUGUCUUAAAUUUAUGAGUGGAAAUUAAUCAAAAACUAUCAAAACUUCUGUGAGUUAAUUUAGGAGAUCAAAGUACUGUUGCCAAGAAAGAUGGGAAAUGACUAAGUAAAGCAAUGUUAGAACGGGGAAAACUUAAUUUUAGUUUUAAAAACUUCCAGUUGAUCCACGCCAGGCAGUUAGGCAGAGAUAGCAGGUUAAAAACUGAAAUGGUAUCCUUUCAUUUUCCCGCAGACUUGCAGACCACGUAUCCAGGCACAUGAAAGUAAUACAGUUUGUCCUCUUGCUUGGUUGUACAGUAUCAUUUGCUCUAUUUACGUUAAUAUGUGCAAAAAUCAUCCCUUACAACAAGGUUGUACUUUACUUAACCUUCAUCAUUGGAGGAUUCUUUGCAAAUGGAACUGUGCCCAUGUUUUUUGAGAUGGCAGUGGAGACUGCAUACCCUGUUGCUGAAGGAAUCACAUCUGGCUUCUUAACAGUGUCUUGCAAUUUUCUCCAGUUAAUAUUUUACAUAUUUCCAUUGCUGCCAAAUUUUGGACUAAGGUGGAUUAAUUGGUGUACAUUUGUGACUUAUGCUGUUUGUAUUCCAUUGCUUGCAUUGUGGAAAGAGAGAUACUAUCGAUCUGAAGUAGAUGAUCAAGGGAAAACAGAGGGAAAUGAUUCUAACAUAAACUAGACUAAAAGAAAUCCUGCCUUUUUAGCCAAAGUCAAAAAAAUCUUUAAAAAUAAUUUGAUGUUUAAGCACCGCAUGGAAAUCUAGGAGUAAGGCAACAUGCAUUAGUAUCAAUUUUUUUCACUGUUUUUUUUUUUUUUAAACUCAUGCAACAGACUCCUCCAAGAAGGAGGGACUGCUUGUAGUCUAAACAUGAACAUUAUUUUUUAAUAAGCUAGUGUCAUUAGAGGAAGUGCUGGUAUGUGAAAGGUCAUCUGUGAUUCUAGCUUUUAGUUUAAUUGUAGAGAGACAGGGGUAUUCUUUUUGUUUAAUUUAUUGUCUGAACACUUUCUACUUCUUGAUUAACUCAUGGGCACAAAGUACAAAGUAGGAAAAUGAAGGGAAUGACUUACAUAUUAAAUACAAAUACAAAAAAUCAAUAUAUUUCCAAUCAAUGAUGAAGAUUUUACAGAUCCUACAUUUCAGAGCUAUUUACACUUUUCUAAACAUAGCUAGUUAAGCCUGGUAAACCUAGCUAGUACAACUCUCUAUAAUGGAAAGAUACACAUACAGAC
Messenger RNA from Pocillopora meandrina, 3882 nucleotides. The record is from the annotation of a GenBank genome assembly. NCBI's taxonomy places the organism in Eukaryota, Metazoa, Cnidaria, Anthozoa, Scleractinia, Pocilloporidae.